Messenger RNA from Brugia pahangi, 1095 nucleotides. The record is from the annotation of a GenBank genome assembly. Lineage: Eukaryota; Metazoa; Nematoda; Chromadorea; Rhabditida; Onchocercidae.
AUGAUAUCAUCACUACUGCUACAAUCAAAUGGACAUUAUUGCUUUGUGCUAUUUCUAACCAUCUGUUUCAUAACAUCUGGACAUUUCCUGUCCACCACCACCAGCACCGCCACCAUCGCAACCACAACCACUACUACUACUACUACUACUACUACUGCUAUCUAUCAUCACAAUCAUUCCAGUUAUCGACACAAACAAUUGCAACUGCAACUGCAACAACUGCAGCAGCAGCAUCAUUUACCAAUCAUUGUACCCGCGAUAUCACGAUCACGUCAACACGCCAUUACUCGUCGUGCUAUUCAGUCACAACAUCAGCAUUUAUCAUUUACUAAUGAUUAUCAUUCUACUACUCCAACUCUUAAGCUCGUCAAGAAAAUCAAUCUGUUACAAAUUGAUGAAGAAUUGAAAGCUUUAAAAAGGAAACGGAAACGUUUACGGCAAUUGCGCGAAGAAGUGCGUGAAUUAAGUGAACAUCUUAAAAACAAACGUACUAGUGGUAAAACGAGUAGCAUUGAUUUAUUGGAGAAGCGUAAAAUGAAAGAAAACCAUAUUCGAUGGCGAAAACAAAUAACCACACGUGUGAAAGCGAUUAUGAAACGCUUGAAAAGAUUGGAAAAUGAGGGGAGGAAAAAAUUGGCUAAGCAUUUACAAAUAUCAUCGUUGAAUUUUGAUGAACUACAAUCAUCACCUCAUACAUUACUAAUUACAGAGAAUAAAAAUUUCAAGAUUAAGCGGCUUCAUUCAUUUAUUAAUCAAUCAAAAAACGGUGAAUCCGGUGGAAUUUGUCUUGGUCAUAAUGAUUGCAAACCAGGCUUAUGUUGUCACCGCUUCUCAACAAUGGAUGCAAAUUCAUCGAUAACAUCAACAGUUAACAUAUGUUAUCAGUAUAUGUUAAAAGAAGGUGAAUUUUGCGAAGAUUCAUGCCAGUGUGAAGCACGAUUGAAUUGCUUUCAAAAUUCCAAUCAAUUAAAAGAUGAUAAGCAUAAUUUGUAUGCAAUUUGCAAGAAAGUUUCCACCAGUGAUAUUGUUAAUGGAAUAUAUUUGAAUGCGAAAGAUUCAUCAUUUCAUAUAAAGCCAACAGUACAUCAACAAUAA